AUGAUUCAUCCAGUGCAGGUUGUUUUGUCAAGCAAAGAUGGUUCUUUGCUCAUUUGUGUUUUGAGAAAUAUGAUUCAUGUUUAUAAGUUCAGCGUAGAAGGCCACAAUUACCAACUUAUUGGCGAAUGGGUGGAUGAUUUUGAUUCAACCACUCUGAUUAAGGAAAAAGUCAUAAAAGAGCACCAAAGACAAUUAGCUAAGAAGUCAGAUAAGAAGCUGAAAUCUAACGAUGGCUCAGCAAUCGAACAAUCUUGCAAGAAACCAUCUGUCCCUGUGCCAGGUGAGGGAGCGCCGCCGGUUUACCAAUAUAUCAAAUGUUUAGCACUUUCGCAAGAUGAAUCGAUAUUAGUUGCAUGCACGAAUUCUGAUAAGGCGGUAGUUAUUUUGCGUAUAGAGUUGGAAAAGAGCAAUUGUCUUAGUUUACUCAAGCGUCAGCCACUUGCAAAACGUCCUAACGCUGUCGCUUUCACAAAUGACGAUGAAACACUUGUAAUUGCAGAUAAAUUUGGCGAUGUAUAUGCGAUUCCUGUACUUUCUGAGAAAGUUAUAAACUCCCCAGAACCUAUUUUAGGGCACGUUUCCAUUCUUACAGAUAUCGCAAUGGUAAAGGAUAAGGACGGAAAGCACUAUAUUUUAUCAGCCGACAGAGACGAGCACAUCAAAAUAACUCACUAUCCUCAAAGUUAUAUUGUUGACAAAUGGCUUUUUGGCCAUACACAGUUUGUUUCUACGCUUUGUGUUCCAAAAUGGAAUCCCGAGAUCUUAUUUAGUGCAGGAGGCGAUGAAGUUAUUAAGGCAUGGAAUUGGGCUACAGGUCAACUUUUGUCUGCUUUUAAAGUUACUGACCUAAUGAACCCAUACCUUACUGACUUCCAUUUCCCACCAAAGAGGUUUUUAGUGGGGGACGGGUCUGACAGACGAGAGAUUUCAAUAGGAAAGGUGCUUGCGUUUGAUAACAUCCCAUAUUUGAUUACAUAUGCUGAGGCAACAAAAGCCAUUUUUGUACUUAAAUUUGACAGUAACACUAGGGAAUUAUCACACUUUAAAACGCUCGAACUCCCAUCUAAUGUUGUAUCUCUGACUAUUGCAUCUAAUACAAACCAGCUUGCUGUAUCGCUGGAUAGACGUGGUGAACAAGGCAACCUCAUCAUAUUUUAUAAUUACGUUGAUGGUAAGUUUAAUGAAGAUAAUAAUAAGGUUUAUGCGAUAGACGAAGCUCUACAAAAUACAUUGUCAGAUAAUGCAAUUGCUCAGGUUGAUCUUCAAGAUAUACAGCCUCUGUAUCCUAUAGGCCAACUAAGGAAACGUGGCGAGCACUAUUCAUAG
Eremothecium sinecaudum is the source of this 1326-nucleotide messenger RNA. It is a transcript of the gene TRM82, whose product is annotated as Trm82p. Gene Ontology annotation, molecular function: tRNA (guanine(46)-N7)-methyltransferase activity; protein binding. Gene Ontology annotation, biological process: RNA (guanine-N7)-methylation. The transcript has a single exon. Gene Ontology annotation, cellular component: cytosol; nucleus; tRNA methyltransferase complex. The record is from RefSeq and is a predicted model, not a curated record. Bases 1 to 1326 code for a protein of 441 amino acids. Lineage: Eukaryota; Fungi; Ascomycota; Saccharomycetes; Saccharomycetales; Saccharomycetaceae.